Molecule: messenger RNA, 1539 nt
Organism: Sorex fumeus (smoky shrew)
Lineage: Eukaryota; Metazoa; Chordata; Mammalia; Eulipotyphla; Soricidae
Gene: CHRNA2
Product: cholinergic receptor nicotinic alpha 2 subunit
Exons: 6
Coding region: 18-1526 (502 amino acids)
Biological process (GO): monoatomic ion transmembrane transport; regulation of membrane potential; chemical synaptic transmission
Cellular component (GO): synapse; neuron projection; postsynaptic membrane
Molecular function (GO): acetylcholine-gated monoatomic cation-selective channel activity; transmembrane signaling receptor activity
Source: RefSeq, a predicted model, not a curated record
GACCCCUCCUCUGAGCCAUGGACCCCGGCUGCCCUGCACCCCCGUGGCUGUGGUGGCUCCUUCUGGUCCCCGUAGCGCCUGCGCAGCGGGUCCCCCUCCCUCAGGCGGAGGACCGCCUCUUUAAACACCUCUUCAGUGGCUACAACCGCUGGGCACGGCCGGUGCCCAACACCUCGGACGUGGUGAUCGUGCGCUUCGGCUUGUCCAUAGCCCAGCUCAUUGACGUGGAUGAGAAGAACCAAAUGAUGACCACCAACGUCUGGCUAAAGCAGGAGUGGAACGACUACAAGUUGCGCUGGAACCCUGCCGACUUCGGCAACAUCACCUCCCUCCGCGUCCCCUCCGACAUGAUCUGGAUCCCGGACAUCGUCCUCUACAACAAUGCAGACGGGGAGUUCGCCGUGACGCACAUGACCAAGGCUCACCUCUUCUCCACGGGCACCGUGCACUGGGCACCACCGGCCAUCUACAAGAGCUCCUGCAGCAUCGACGUCACCUUCUUCCCCUUCGACCAGCAGAACUGCAAGAUGAAGUUCGGCUCGUGGACCUACGACAAGGCCAAGAUCGACCUGGAGCAGAUGGAGCGCACGGUGGACCUGAUGGAGUACUGGGAGAGCGGCGAGUGGGCCAUCGUCAACGCCACGGGCACCUACAACACCAAGAAGUACGACUGCUGUGCCGAGGUGUACCCCGACGUCACCUACUACUUCGUCAUCCGCCGCCUGCCGCUCUUCUACACCAUCAACCUCAUCCUGCCCUGCCUGCUCAUCUCCUGCCUCACCGUGCUGGUCUUCUACCUGCCGUCCGACUGCGGCGAGAAGGUCACGCUCUGCAUCUCCGUGCUGCUCUCGCUCACCGUCUUCCUGCUGCUCAUCACCGAGAUCAUCCCGUCCACGUCGCUCGUCAUCCCGCUCAUCGGCGAGUACCUGCUCUUCACCAUGGUCUUCGUCACGCUCUCCAUCGUCAUCACCGUCUUCGUGCUCAACGUGCACCACCGCUCCCCAGGCACCCACCGGAUGCCCCACUGGGUGCAGGGUGUCUUCCUGGGCUGGGUGCCUCGCUGGCUGCUGAUGAGCCGGCCCCCUCCCCCGGGGGAGCCUGACCCUAAGCUCAGCUCCUCCUACUGCUGGCUGGAGAGCAACGUGGAUGCGGAGGGUAGCGGGGAGGAGGAGGAAGAGGAAGAGGAGGAGGAGGAGGAGGAGGGCGCCGGUGGAUGGGUGUGCGCCCGACCCCCAUUCCCUUCCCCGGGGUUCCUCUACGGCCGUGGUGGAUUGCCCCCAGUGCUCACGAGCUCUCGGGGGCAGGAGAGUGAGUCCUUGCUAUCAGCCCAAGUGCAGAAGGCGCUGGAAGGUGUGCACUACAUCGCGGAUCACCUGCGAGCCGAGGACGCCGACUCCUCCGUGAAGGAGGACUGGAAGUACGUGGCCAUGGUCAUCGACAGGAUAUUCCUGUGGCUCUUCAUCAUCGUCUGCUUCCUGGGCACCAUCGGGCUCUUCCUCCCUCCCCUCCUGGCGGGAAUGAUCUGAAUCCCUACCCCCA